ACUAGGACACAAUAACAAACUGGACCACAGACUAGUAUUAUUGCUUAACGCUACCUCAAGCGAAACUCCGCCAUUGACCACAGCCUUUGACGCGCGUUGAAGAUGGCUAAAUAGUGUUACUAUGCUAAGUAGGAAUCCGCCCACCAUGGGCACCUAGUAACUUUGCGACGCUGCGACCAGCCGAGCAAAUAAGUCCCGUUUUUCACACAGCGAUGAGAGAGACCGGAUACAUGGUUCACCGGGUCAAGGUUUACAAGCUAAAUGCGGAGGGGCAAUGGGAGGACCGGGGCACGGGGCAUAUCAGCGUGGAAUACAUGGAGCAAGCGAGAGCUAUGGGCUUGGUGGUAAUCUCCGAAGAGGAGAACGGGAAGACCCUGCUGGUGCACCAAAUCUCCCGCGAGGAUAUCUACACGCGCUCAGAAACAACGAUAAUCACCUGGCAUGACGCGGAGAUAUCGACUGACGUUGCUAUCAGCUUCCAAGAACAGGUUGGAUGCGAGCACAUAUGGCAGCAGAUCAACCAGGUGCAGGGCGAGGAGCGGCUCAGGCAACAAGAUCACGAAGCGAGGAACCGGAAGGCGAACAGCGACGAGUACGAGCAGCCGACGACUAGCGGCGCGCAUAUGGGCAAUGGUGACUUCAUGGACAAUGACAUGGAGCUGCCGGCGCCGGAGCUGCGGAACCUGGAGAACAUUGCGAAGGUGCUCUCGCAUGUGCCGCCCUUCCACCGGGACCGGAUAGCUGCGCAGCUCAUGAAGCCCAACUACCUCGCGGGGCUGUUGGACCUGUUCAAGCAAUGCGAGGACCUGGAGAACACGGAGGGGCUGACGCACAUGUACGCCAUUGUGCGGAGCGCCAUCAUGCUCAACGACAGCAGCGUGCUGGAGGAGAUGCUGAAGGAGGAGCACGUGAUGGACGUGCUGGGGGCGCUGGAGUACGACCCGGACGUCAAGCAGCCGCAGAAACACCGGGAGUUCCUGCAGAGCCACGUGCAGUUCAAGGAGGUGGUGCCCAUUACCAACGCGCAGAUCCUGGCUAAGAUCCACCAGACUUACCGCAUCCAGUACCUGAAGGACGUCAUCCUGCCCAGGUCGUUGGACGACGCGACGUAUGCGACGCUGUCCUCCCUGGCGCUGUUCAAUAACAUGGAGGUGGUGGGCGCGCUCAUGGCGGACAGCGCCUUCCUGCCGCAGCUGUUCCAGCGGCUGCAGUCGGCCGACCCCGCGGACGCACAGUGGCACGACCUUGUGGCGUUCCUGCAGGAGUUCUGCAGCCUGGCGCGGCACCUGCAGCAGCAGCAGCGCGCCUCGCUGUUCAACCGGCUGGUGCAGCUGGGGCUGUUCGAGGUGGUGACUCGCAUCAUGAUGCACAGCGUGGACGACGUCAAGCUCAAGGCCACGGACGUGCUCAUGUCCUCCAUGCAGCACGACGUGCUGGCGCUGCGGGAGUUCCUGUACAAGCAGGAGGAGCACACGCUGUUCGGGCUACUGGUGCGGGAGCUGACGGAUGGCACCGAUGCGGGGCUGGCGGAGCAGGUGUGCGAGGCGCUGAAGCUGCUGAUGGACCCCGACACCAUGGAGGCGCCGGUGGAGAAGAACGAGUUCCUGGACGUCUUCUACGACAAGUACCUGGACAAGAUGACGGAGGUGAUACUCAGUGACCAGAGCAUCAACACGACCGGCACGCGCUCGGUGCCGGCGGCGACCCUGGGGCUCAUUCUGGAGCUGCUGUGCUUCUGCGUGCAGAACCACUCGUACCGGAUACGCUACUACACGCUGCGCAAGCACCUUGUGGAGAAGGUGCUGAAGCUGCUGCACCGCCGCGAGCGCUGGCUGGUGUGCGGCACCGUGCGCUUCAUGCGCGUGUGUGUGGCGCUCAAAGACGAAUUCUUCAUUCGGUACCUGCUGCGGCACAACUGCUUCGGGCCGCUGAUGGUGGUGUUCUUUGAGAACGGCGAGCGCUACAACCUGCUCAACAGCGCGGUGCUGGACCUCAUCGACUUCAUACGCAAGGAGAACAUCAAGCCGCUGCUGGACCACCUGGUGGAACAGUACGGGCACCGCUUUGAUGAGUUCAGCUAUGUCAAGACCUUUGAGCAGCUGAAGCUCAAGUACGACCAGGCGCCGGAGCGGGCCGGCAACGGGGCAGUGGAGGGCGCGCCGGGGGCGGCGGCCGAGGCGCCGGACGCGGCAGCGGCGGCGGCCGCCGCCGCGGCGGCGGGCGGCGCGGCAGCGAACAUCCGGGGGCGCACGAUAGUGUUCAACACGGCGGGGCCACACAGACCCGGCAUGCCUCCGUACCACCGGAGACGGCGGCGCGACGACCGAGAUAUGGACAAGGACGAGGAGGAUUACUUCAGCGAGGACGCAGACGACGAGGCGGACGGGCAGGAAGACGGGCAGCGGCAUCAUCACCAUGCAGCAGCGGCAGGGCAGGACGCGGGCGACGCCGACGGCGCGGCGCCCAGAGUCGACAGCAAUAGCAGGGACCACGGGUCGCGGGCGCUGCGGGGCGGGCCGAGCCGGGUGCCAGUGGAGGCCGAGGCGGAAGGCGCGGCGGGGGCUCCUGCGGGGAGCGAUGAGGCGAUGCCGCAGGCUGCGCAGGAGCCGGAGGCCGCAGCGGCAGGGACGGCUGGUGCUGACGGGGCGGCGGGGGCGCAGGGCACGGCGGGCGGUAACCGGCAGUGGCCGGGCCUGGUAGAUUACGAUGACGACGAGUCGGAGCCUCACGCACAACCGCAGCAGCAGCAGCAGGAGGAGCCACAACAGCCGCAGCAGCAAGAGGCACAGCAGCAGUCGGCUCUCGAGGAGGCGGCUCAGGCGGAGCCGCUGACGGCGGGUGGGGACGAAGCGGUGGCCAAUGGGCCAACGCACACGCCGGUCGGGCGUGGGCCAAGUUUGGAUCUGGGCCGGCGACCGCGCAGCCCACAGAGCGACGCUGCAGAUGCCGAGGAGGGAGCGGGCGGGACUCCAGGCAAGCGGAUGCGUAGCGAGGACGGCGGUACGGCAGCAUCGCCGGCAACAGGGAGUGCGAACAGCUAGGUGGGCAGUGCAGCGCCGCAGCCGGAAGAGCAAGGGCUGCGCAGGGGAGUCGGCACUUGCCGAGGGCAUAUGCACACGCUCUUCCAGUAGGGCGAGGGCGGAAGCAGUGAUUGCUGCUCGGGGCCGGCGCGCAUCGCGCGCCUUGGCUGGGUGGUUGCACAGUGUCUGUCAGGCGUAUGUGGGGCGCUGUUUUAUUGGCGCUGCUGCCGUGCAUGCGCGGCGAUUGAAGCUUUAUCGGGAAGCUUGUGCUUUGGGUGGCAGCGUGUGUGUCUGGGUGAACGAGCGUGUGAGUGAGCGUGAGAGGCUGGGGGAGGGGUCGGCAGUGCGCCCACGCAUUCGGGCGCUGCCGCAUGCCGGCCGGCAGUGUGCAGCAGGGCGACUGGCCGGUUGACUGGCCCUGACGUGUUGACCGUUACUUCUGUUCCAGUUCUGGUGUUGUUGACCUGACCCGAAAUCUUCCAUGACGUGCGUGAGGCUGUUGUUUUAUGGGCAACCGGACGUCGGAACAAAUCGCUGCUCUGAGCAUUGCACAUAACCAAAUAUGAAGACUGGCGAGUUGGGCGGCACAGGUGCAUGGGCCUUGUCCGAGCGCCGAAUCCAAAUUACUGUUUCGGCUGGCAAGAUGCAUGCCCCAUUCUGUGUGUAACAGCAACACUGU
Messenger RNA from Chlamydomonas reinhardtii, 3699 nucleotides. RefSeq lists its product as uncharacterized. Bases 333 to 3041 code for a protein of 902 amino acids. The record is from RefSeq and is a predicted model, not a curated record. NCBI's taxonomy places the organism in Eukaryota, Viridiplantae, Chlorophyta, Chlorophyceae, Chlamydomonadales, Chlamydomonadaceae. Gene Ontology annotation, molecular function: protein phosphatase activator activity. Gene Ontology annotation, cellular component: nucleoplasm; protein phosphatase 4 complex. The transcript is spliced from 19 exons. Gene Ontology annotation, biological process: protein dephosphorylation.